Messenger RNA from Ectocarpus siliculosus, 2676 nucleotides. Lineage: Eukaryota; Phaeophyceae; Ectocarpales; Ectocarpaceae. The record is from the annotation of a GenBank genome assembly.
AUGUCGAGAGCCUCCAGGUUUCUGUCCGUCGUGGCGUUUUGGGCGUCGCACACGUGUUCUGUGUACGCCACGAAGGCCCUCCUGUCGCGUCCAGGCAGGACCCUUCGCACCGUCGUGCUCAUCACUUGGUUCCAGUGCUUGGUGAGCUUCGUGCUGGUUCUGUCGCUAGGAACCCUCGGAGAUCGCCAGGACUCCACGAAGGGGGCAUGGCGAAGCGGGCUGCUGACCGAGAUGGCCCGGGCCCUGCCGCCGAACGCUCUCUUGGGCGGGUGGAACUCCAAGAGCUUGCUUGGGGGAGGAGCCGAGGCGGUGGGCUUGGCUUCGGUGCUCUUCUCCCUGGCCGUCUUCGCCGAUAACGCCUGCCUGGGGGUCGUCAACGCCUCUUUUUUUCAGGUUGCCAGGGCCCUCACCCUCCCGUUCGUCACCGUAAUGGGGGCUGUUGGAUCCCGAGCGCUGCCGCCCCGGGAUCUGCUGCUCCCGUGCGUGCUGUGUAUGGUGGGGUUCUCUCUGGGAGUUCAGUCGCAGACGCCGGAGGCCUUCGCUGACGGGACGUCGAUGGGGGUCAUGGCCAGCCUGCUGACGGCCGCGUACACCCGACUCCUGGCUCGUGCGGAACCGAGGGAGGCGUGGCGAGUGACGUACGUGACCAACAGAAACGCCUCGGUAAUUCUCGUACCCGUGGCGGUAUACGUGGGCAUGGGAGACCCCAACGAUUUUGCGGGAGAUCCCUUCUUGCUCAAAGAUGGCAGCACGAUUAUUUUGGCGGCGAUGGCGACCUUGCUCCCCGCAGUUGCCGGGGUUUGCACCAUGUGGCAGGCGCAGGCACGACUGGGGGCCCGGGGAUUGGCGGCCUCUUCGGUGGGCCGCGCGGUGUUCUCGCACCUCCUGGCGUUCCGCGUCUUCGGCAACGCCAAGGUGCUGAUCGGAGAGAUCGGCUGCUGCUUGGUGCUCACCGGGCUGGCGCUAUACGCAUCGUGCAGAGGAGGAGCCGCCGUGGCGCAAGCCGGCAACGUGGCCGUGCCCGGGGCGGCCCGCGAACACUUCUUGCCUGCCUCCUCCUCCCCCCCGUCCGCCCCGGCCCCGUCUUGCUCGCCGCCGUCGGAUAUGGCUUCGGCUUCGGCGCCGUCGUCGGCAGGAGGGGCGGGAACGAAUCCCGGUCAUCAUCAUCGCCUUGGAAAGAGGAAGGGCACUCCGUUGCUAGGCAGGAAGACGUCCGGCCCCGCGUUUGGAGACGACAAAGAGGUGGAGUGCAACAGCCGCGGAGGCGGCGUCAACGGUGGGGGUGGGGGAUCACCCGUCAAGCACCGGAGGCAUUUCCCGGGGGUGGGGAGCGGGGGCGGCGACUUCCCCACGAGCUGGAGCAAGGACGACGAUAGAGCCGCUGGCGACGAUAUCGUGGCGGCGGUCGAGGAGGGCGGGGGUACCGGCAGAGACGGAGUUUCAUCCGAACGGCUUGAGUCCGAGAAAACUCGGCCGCAGUUGUAGCGGCGACGGCGACGGCAGCGUCGGCAUCAGCCAGAGCAACCGACAAGAGGCCGCAGGUACAGUUCACACCCAAAGAGUUGGAUCGGCAUGGGCUACGGUGGGGGGCGUGAGAACGGGACUACUUUGAGCUUUUGAACUGCCGUGGAGGUUGCUCGUUUGGAUCGGAGCUGAGCGUAACUUUGUUCGUGAUGGUCGGUGGGCUUCAACCGGUGACGUUUUUUUUUCCUGCAGCCGUGGUGGUGUUGGGAGGCGGGGAUGAACGUGGAACCCUUGGUUGUUUGUUGAGCUCCUUGGACGACGCGUGCGAUUGAAUGGCGGCCUGCGCCAGAAGCGGCGAGUGUUCGGUGAUGUGCUUGUCGCUCUACGCGUUUCGUGCUCUCGCACGUAGUUCGGUGGUCUAGUGCUCCUCGACACCACUCUUGCCGACACGAGAGAGGGUAGGUAGGCAGUGGGUCCCUAUGUCCAGUUAGUAUGGCUCACCGACCAUUGUUUGGCGGUUGGUGUCAAGCGUCGUCGUCCCGUGGUUGUCGGUGAUAAUUUUACUGUACCCUUUUGGCGUGGUUGGUUUGGGUUGGCACGCGGACAUUGUUAGCACACGUGCUUGUAAAGAGUCUUAUGUGACACUGCGUGGUUACUUCGUGUGGGGUCCGCUUCUCUUGUUUGUGUAAAAUGUUAAUAUUCAUAGGCCCCGCGCAUGCUGUUGCAAGCGCUCUCGUGUAACUUGUUGCACUUGAUUUGAUUCUAUCGCGUUUACUUGAUGCACGGGGUGCGAGGAUAGCUUCUUCAGGUUUAUUUAUUUGGCGCGGUGUUCCUUUUUUACUAUGUUUUUGUAUCGGUUGAACGUGAGCUUCCCACUGGUUGUGGUUGUUUAGACUUGUCCCUGGGACACCCGUUUUCGCUUCGUGCAUGUCGGUCUUCAUGCAGUUUGGUCUUGCCCCCCCAGUUCCUUCGCAAGGGUUAAAAUGCCCUUGAGCCCUCUUGGUUGUGCAGGGUUAUAGCAAGUGCUGGCCAAGCCCGCUCGUUAGUAGCAAUACCUUCGUUUGUAGCAAUAUCUUCACAGGAACGAGGCUCCGGCAGUAAAUUAAGCAUCUGUUCGUAAUAUACUUUUGGCACAGCGGCCGACACCACGCUUCUCCUACUUCCCAUGUGGUAGCUUGACAUUGUGGCCUGUUGGUUAAUCUUUUAAGACCC